CCCGCGGCCGGCGCGCGCUUCAGUGACUGUUCGCCACUCCGUGCGCUCGCGGCGAAAGUGAUGAUAGGCGUUAUUGCCAACGGCACGGCGGCCAAGUUCUCCAAAAUUGCGGAAAGGAUCUGGCGAGACUAUGGGGGUCCAGCUGUGAUGGCCAGCAGCACCACCGACUCAGAGGCUGACGGCACCAGUGACCGAGCGGCCAAGAGCACCAUCCACCCGACGGUCCAGGGCACCACCGGCCCAGAGGCUGAGGGUACCAGCGACCGAGCGACUGAAGACACCGGUGGCCGAACGGCCAAGGGCACCACCAACCCGGCGGUCGAGGGCACCGCCAACCCAGAGGCUGAAGGCACCAGUGACCGAGCAUCCGAAGACACCACCAUCUCGGAGACCGAGACUACCAGUGACCUAGCGGCCAAGGGCACCACCGGCCCGGAGGCCGAGAGCACCAGUGACCUAACAGCCGAAGGCACUAGUGACCGAGUGACCGAGAACACCACCGAUCCGACGGUUGAGAGCACCACCGACCCAGAGGCUGAGGGCACCAUCGAGCCGACGGCCAAGGACACCGGUGACCGGCUGACCGACGGCGCCCCGGAUCCAGAGACUAAAGACGUCACUGGUCGGACGAGCGCGCCCCCUGCGGGAAGCUUGGUCGGCGCCGGACGCCCCGGCGACCGGCCGCCGCCAGAUAAGGCCUCCGAGAGCGGCAGCGAGGCGGAGUCGCUGACAGGCCGGCCGCUGGCCUGCGACGAAUGCAACUUCCGCACCUCUGAUGCUGACGAGCUGUGCGAGCACGAGUCGCAACACCGCUGCACCAGCUGGGUCGGCCGCGUGCGCUACCCGGGGCCCAACGGGCUGCUGGUGCCACAGCCGCCGGAGCCGCGGCGCGCCGACCGAGCCUCCACCAGCCCGCCGCCCGAAUUCCCGCGCAAACAAGCGACGGCUGCGCGCGCCGGCGAGGAGCCGGCCGAAGACGCGCAGGACCCGUGGGCCGGUCACAUUCGGCGCAUGAAGGCCAACGGCGAGUUUCCGUGCAGGCUGUGUGACCAGGUGUUCCCCAACCUGCGCGCCAUGAAGGGCCACAAUCGCGUACACAUGAGCGCCGCGCCCUACGCCUGCAACGUGUGCCCGUUCUCCAGCGGCGACAAGACGACACUGACGCGCCACAUGAAGGACCACAACGGCGAGCGGCCCUAUGAGUGUCGCAUCUGCAAGUACGCCUUCACCACCAAGGCCAACUGCGAGCGCCACCUCAAGAACCGACACCAGCUGAAGCUGCGCGAAGAGCUGGCGGACAACAUGGCGAUCACGUCGACGGACGGCACCCUGCCGCCAAAGCUGCUGGCGACGCCACUGCUGCACGCGCUGCCGCCGCCCUCCGCACCCUCCAGCAGCGCCUCCGGCGACCCGACGCCGACGCCCGCCGACGAGCCGCUGCCACUCGACCUCAGCAAGCGACCCCCGGAGCAGGCGCCAGCCGCGAAGGCGCCCCGGAUGGCUUCGCCGCAGCAGCGGGAGGACGAGCAGCUGAAGCAGCUGGCCUUGACGGCGUCCCAGUUCGGCCUGUACAUGCCGUACGCCGCCGCCAUGCCGCUGCUGGUCAUGCCCAGCAUGCUCAACUACGGCAUGGACGAGAGCUGGCGCAGCAGCGUCGGUCGCGAGAUGGGGCGCGGCCUUCACCUGCACUCCGGCGGUGGCAUCCUGGACCCGCACGCUCACAUGCAGGCGCUGUCUUCGGCGUUGUCGCUGGCAGGGCAGGCGCACCUGCAGCUGCCGCCACCGCCCGAGAGCAAGGAGGCCGCUCCGGAGGGGGUCGGAGGCCACGCGAAGCUCGACCAGCCAGGUGUGGAUCGACCUCCGUUGGAGGAGCCGCCCAGGACGAAGCCGAAGCAGCGCCGCUACCGCACGCAGCGACCGUUCGCCUGCAACCACUGCGAGGCGCGCUUCACGCUCAGCACCAACAUGGACCGGCACGUGAAGAACCACCACCCGGACAAGUGGGAGCGCAAGACGCGCGGCGGCCGCCGCUCGGCGCCGGGCACGGGCGCCGCCAGCCCGCCGCCGCCGCCGGCCGACGAGCCGGACGGCCCGCUGGUCAUCGACGAGUCGGCGCCAGCGCGACGCGACGAGGACCUGGCGAGCGUGUCGCGCCUGGUGGACCUGGCCCAGGCGCAGACUUGCCAGCAGUACUUCCGCAGCGACGAGGAGAGCUCGGAUGGCUCGGAGCGCGCCGAACGCGCCUCCUGGCCGAGCGGCGACGACGAGCCUGAGCGGCGGCGCAGCGCCUACUCCAGCGCGCCCAACAAGAUUCCCUGCCGCGUCUGCAAGCGGGAGUUUCCGUGGACUAGCUCCCUGCGCCGGCACGAGCUCACCCACAGCGGCGAGAAGCCUUACCGCUGCCCGCACUGCCCCGUUCACUUCACCACCAAGUCCAACUGCGACCGUCACCUGGUGCGCAAGCACAGCGGCGGCACCGACAGCGGCGGCAGCGGCGUCAACUGCGGCGGCGGCAGCGGCGGCGGCGCGCCUCCCGCGGGCGCUGAGCGACCGUUCAAGUGCUCGCUCUGCCCCAGCGCGACGUUCUCGACGCAGGAGAACCUGGUGCGUCACCACGCGCUGAAGCACGCGCCGGGCGCGGCCGGCGCCGCCAGCCAGCAUCAGUUCUGGUGCCACAUCUGCGGGCGGCGCUUCUUCGAGCUGGAUGCGGCCAAGGACCACCUAGAGGCCGAGCACGAGCAGGCCUGGGCCGAGCUGGAGCGCUGCAACGCCCGCUGGGUCUCCCAGAUCGCCGAAGAGGACCAGGGCUUAGAUAAGAUCUUCUGCGUGGUGUGCCUGGUGGGCUUCAGCACCGCGGAAGUCCUGGGUCGGCACAUGGCGACCGAGCACCUGCCGACGGCCGACGACGCCGACGGCGGCGCGGACGGCGAGGGCAGGACGGAUCAGACGGAGCCGACCAUUGGUAGUCUGGGCAACGCUGGCCAGGAGCUGCCGAACGCUGUCGGAGGCCGGGGCAGCACCGGUCAGAAGGAGAAGUCGGCCGAAGUUGACGGUUACAUGAUCGCCGUUUCUACCCACGGUGAACAGAGCGCUCCCGAACAGAACGGCGUGACCGAUGGCAAUGACGAGAGCACCGACGACGGCCGGAGCAGCGGCGUCUAG
Pollicipes pollicipes is the source of this 3162-nucleotide messenger RNA. RefSeq names its product zinc finger protein 236. Bases 61 to 3162 code for a protein of 1033 amino acids. The record is from RefSeq and is a predicted model, not a curated record. Gene Ontology annotation, biological process: regulation of transcription by RNA polymerase II. Gene Ontology annotation, molecular function: RNA polymerase II cis-regulatory region sequence-specific DNA binding; DNA-binding transcription activator activity, RNA polymerase II-specific. NCBI's taxonomy places the organism in Eukaryota, Metazoa, Arthropoda, Thecostraca, Pollicipedomorpha, Pollicipedidae. Gene Ontology annotation, cellular component: nucleus. The transcript has 7 exons.